AUGUUAAUUGUUAAAAGGAAUUUCUCAAGAUUUAUAAAUAACAAUACAACAAAAAAAAGCGUAAGAAAAAAUUUUCAUAAAAAUUUAACGCAGAAUAAAUAUACAUCAAAUGACAACAUUGCGAAUCAACAAAAUGAUAAUAAGGUAGCAAAAGUAGGUGGUGGGUUACUCAAUACCUUCUAUGAAAGUUUUAUAUAUGGUUGUGGAUUUUUUUUAAGUAACAGAUUAUUAGAUCAAAUAUUCGGACCGCGCUCAUACGAUACCUUUAAUAAUAAUACGGAUAAUUACGCAAAUGAAAAUGCAAACAGUUAUGUUAAUGACAAUAUGAAUAGCUACCCCAAUGAAAAUCUUAAUAACAGUGACCCAACAAUUAAUGAUAAUGAUUUUCAACAGGACAUAGGUCUUGAUGAUGAUACAUUUGAGUUCUGA
Messenger RNA from Plasmodium malariae, 429 nucleotides. Its product is annotated as conserved Plasmodium protein, unknown function. The transcript has a single exon. The coding region runs from base 1 to 429 and encodes 142 amino acids. The record is from RefSeq and is a predicted model, not a curated record. NCBI's taxonomy places the organism in Eukaryota, Apicomplexa, Aconoidasida, Haemosporida, Plasmodiidae.